This is a messenger RNA of Gossypium raimondii (Peruvian cotton), 1329 nucleotides long. Its product is annotated as putative cysteine-rich receptor-like protein kinase 30. Gene Ontology annotation, biological process: protein phosphorylation. The record is from RefSeq and is a predicted model, not a curated record. Gene Ontology annotation, molecular function: protein kinase activity; ATP binding. Bases 16 to 1329 code for a protein of 437 amino acids. Lineage: Eukaryota; Viridiplantae; Streptophyta; Magnoliopsida; Malvales; Malvaceae. The transcript is spliced from 4 exons.
CGUAGAGUUCGUGUGAUGUGGGUUAAUGUUCUGGUUUUUCUUCUCACCCAUUUGCUCACAGGCAUGAGUAUAAUCUUUAACCAAGACUAUGUAUGCAUAACAGAGUCUGGUAGUUUCACAACCAACAGUACAUAUGGUAAAAACCUUGACCAUAUUCUCAAUUCUCUCCCAGAUAAUGUCUCUAAAAGUGGUGGUUUCUUUACUGCCACCGCUGGCCAAGACUCCAACAAAGCUUACGCUCUUGGGCUGUGCAGUGGAGACUUAAAUCCACACGAUUGUUAUGGCCUUGUGAAAUCCGCGGUUCCUGAUCUCAGAGAUAAAUGUCCCGAUCAGAAAGAAGCCAUUUCAUGGUCAGGUGAUCCCGCAUGUAUUGUACGCUAUGCAAAUCGCCCCUUUUUUGGAAUCCUGGAGCUAGAGCCUACUACUGCUGGCACUAUCACGCACGACAUCGGCUCCAACUUACGACGAUUUGAUACGAUUUGGGAGAGUUUAACGGACGGUUUGGUGAGAAACGCUUCCAACGGCUCUUCUAGUCGUAAAUAUGCAACUGCCGAAGCAUAUUUUACAGUAUCUCAAAACAUAGAUGCACAAAUGCAGUGCACUCCAGACAUAUCACAGGAGGAAUGUGAUUCCUGCCUACGGGCCGCCAAGAGUUCCUUUAAAGAAUGUUGCCAUGGGAAGCAAGGAGGUUAUGUCCAGAAGCCUAACUGUAUGUUUACAUUCGACUUGAUUCCCACAAGUACACAAGACCAAAAACCAGAGGAGAACCAGAACAAAUCAAUCUGGGUUCCACUUGGUGAAAGUUUAUCGGCGAUUCUUGGUCUAGCUUUGGUUUCUGCUUGCGGUAUCUUCCUAUGGAAAAGGACAAACAUUCAAGGGGAUAAAGAAGAUAGCCAAGAAGUUCAAUUACUUGACUUAGUAAUCGGAAGCAGGAAUCAUAAGAACUCGAGCGAAAAUGUUGAAACAUCUCAAGAGUUUCCUUCAAUUAAAUUGGAUAUUUUACAAGCAGCGACCACUAAUUUUUGUGAUGAAAUUAAGCUCGGUCAAGGUGGAUUUGGCCCUGUGUACAAGGGCACACUAGCAGAUGGAAACGAAAUUGCAGUUAAAAGGCUUUCAAGAGCUUCUAGUCAAGGGCUGCUUGAGUUCAAAAAUGAAGUCAUGUUAAUUGCCAAACUACAACAUAGAAAUCUUGUGAGGCUCUUAGGAUGUUGCUUAGAGAAAAAUGAAAAGUUACUUGUAUAUGAAUUCCUGCCCAAUAGAAGUCUUGACCUGUUCCUAUUUGGUUUGAGCCUUAAACCUUUAAAUAACGACAUUUUUCUUUAUACAUAA